This is a messenger RNA of Dendroctonus ponderosae (mountain pine beetle), 1124 nucleotides long. RefSeq names its product transmembrane protein 179. Bases 110 to 814 code for a protein of 234 amino acids. NCBI's taxonomy places the organism in Eukaryota, Metazoa, Arthropoda, Insecta, Coleoptera, Curculionidae. The record is from RefSeq and is a predicted model, not a curated record. The transcript is spliced from 5 exons.
ACUUUUCCAUUCCAUCACUUUGAGCUGACAAUAUUGACAUAUUAUUUGUUUUUCUCAAAUAAAAAUAUUGACUUGUUAUUGUAUUAAAUGUAUUUCGGAGUUUGUUAAAAUGGCUUUAACAAAUAUUCUAUUGCUGAGCCAAAUUGCCGGAUAUGUCGUUGCCCUCAUUUUGUCGCUGUGCAUUGUUGUGCCGAUGAGUUUGCAACAAGAUGACUUUAAGGGGCACUGUCUAUUGUUUUCCACCGGUACUUGGCAAGAAACCGAUGGCCAACUAGACGUAAACUGGGCCUCACAGGGAUAUUGCAAUUACACUAUUUUGGUGGGAGUUAUGCUAUUUCUCGUUGCUCUAAUCCAGAUUUAUAGAUUCUCAGUAUUUCUUUACAAAGGAACCGAUAGCAGCUUUUUAUCAGCUUUCAUCGACGUUAUUUCAGGAAUAUUGCUAAGUGCUGCAACGAUAAUAGCAGCUUGCAUGAUUACAUUUGGCUUUAUGGCUUGGUGUCAAAAUAUGACUCAAAGAUUCCCAUCGUGUGAAUAUGCUGCUGGUCAGGAUAUAGAUCACAAGGAUGAAAUUAAUACCAAGAAUUUUUACAUCGAAUUGGGUAGUGCUCAGUUUGGUGUUUGGGGCUCUUUUGCAACUUGGGUUGGAUUAACAGUUUGUGCAAUUAUUAAGUUAUUGCGGUAUCAUCAGCUGGAAAAUAUUAGAGUGUCCAUGUUUAGGGAACGACAAAGACUUAUUAAUGAGAAUGCAGAUUCCCCAGGUAGUUCAUUAGGCAGGCAAUCGACAUCGACACAAUCUACAGCAACAGCUGAGUGAUUAUCCCGAUGUGCUCAACGCAUAUUGCAUUAUCCAUAUGUUAUACUUUAUGCUAUAAUACAUAUUACAUUAUUUUUACAUCAUACAGUAUACCGUCUAGUGACUGUGUUUCAAACACACUGAUGACGAUUUAUAUAAGAAGACGCUUAACGUGAUGUGAGCUUCUAUCUUUUAAAAAAAUAUUUGAUGUUUGAAUAGCCGAAAUCUGAUUCCAGAUUUUCAUAGGAAGGAUGUUAGUUAUUUGAAAAUGAAUGCUUGUGAUAUACGCUUCACUGUAGAUAUUAUUAAACUAAAUAUUUAUAACUCUAAA